Trichoderma harzianum CBS 226.95 is the source of this 3441-nucleotide messenger RNA. RefSeq lists its product as hypothetical. The record is from RefSeq and is a predicted model, not a curated record. The transcript is spliced from 6 exons. Gene Ontology annotation, molecular function: ATP binding; ATP hydrolysis activity. Lineage: Eukaryota; Fungi; Ascomycota; Sordariomycetes; Hypocreales; Hypocreaceae. The coding region runs from base 1 to 3441 and encodes 1146 amino acids.
AUGGCAGAAAGCCCAGGCACACAUGCCACUGGUCAGGCUAAUGGGCACCAAGGAAACAUGGAACAGUUAUUGCUCAAACUGCAACAAAGACUCAAUACUGUAGAAGAAGAUGCCAAGCGUGAGAAACGCGAUAGGGAGCGACUCGAAAAGCAAAUGCUGGGAUUCGUCGAGAAAAUCGCAAGCGAAGAGGGCCCCGGCCUUCUAUCUUCACUAACACUGAUGCAAGAGAGGACAGAAACCCUCAUUAAUAAAGGCAACACUUCGUAUAAUUCUUGGCGUAAAUUGAGAAGCCUAAGGACAAAGCUUCGGGAUAUCGAAGAGGAAGAAAAGACCAAGGAGACAAUGACCAAGAAAGAAAUGGAAUGGGCAACAUAUUUCGACGUGUUGAAAACUCAGCUACAAGAUGCACGGCCUGGAGCGCACAUUCCGACAUUGGAAGAGGUUAACGGAAUCAAAACAGAGGAUUCAGAUGCUGAAGACGAUCCGGAUAAGGCCAUGCCGAAUGUAGUGCAGGUGGAAGUGAGUCCAAUGGAUUGGAGCAGUUUUAAAUUCCAGGGUCAUCAUGGAGACCAAAACAGAGAUCAUUUCAUCAUUGAAGUCCUCACGGAAGAGCCUUCGAUCACUUACGACGGCUAUAACAAUCCCUGGUUCAUGCGCUACGCCGAAAAAUCGCAGAACCCAGCAAUAACCGGAGGCGGAAAAGAGCAAAAGGUCUCGUCAUGGGCUGACAUCGCCAACAAUGUUACCCGAGGCAAACAACUUGUGCCAGAGCGAAUUCGAAUCAGAUCACAGAGCAUCAUAAAGAUAUUCAACAACAUCUUUAAGAACAAAGCCAAAGAUUAUCGCAUGAACAGCGCUCUUGUCAUGAUUCGACCUUUCCGAGCACUCGUCUACUACAACCAGGAAAUUCGUGAGAAAUUCGCACAACUGAAAGAGAAAUUCGGCAACGGUGAAGUUUUACUGGAGCAACCAAAACCCUCAGAGGACCAGGAGGAAACAAAAUCCGGCGCUGAAGGCAAUGAGACAGGCGAGGAUGAUGAGUUUACAAAUUCGCUGACGGCAUACCAACACAUGUGCUGCCUCAUCGACUUUAUGGAUAACACGAUCCAGGCCAAGAUAGAUUAUCUAUCAGAGACUCAGCCUCGCACCAUUUCCUUCAACCACCUGUGGUAUCUUUUCAAACCAGGAGACGAUGUCGUAGCACAGGGCCGACGACAAGCUUACCGAGUUAUAAGCAUCACCAGCACGGGACAUAAAGUCACUCCUCCCUGGCGAGCCUGGAGAAAAGACGAGAGCGAACCAGCAGCCCAUAUCACUCUCUUUUGCGUUUACAUCGACUUUGACGGAAAACAGCUCGGUCCAGUAUCGAAGUCAUUCGUCAUUUCAAAAUUCGAUGGCGAGAAGGCGAUUACAUCCCUCGAAGUGUAUCCCAUCCGAUUUGCAGAUAGCCCUACUUCAAACUACCAGAGCCGCGAUGACUCCGCAAAGGAGGAUUCCAAGGCUACUUUCCAACAAGAGCUCAUCGACCGCGGCAAGAUGUUUAUUGACGUGGCGAGCGUGAAGCACAUGCACUACAAUGGGUUCACCUUGGAGGCACGAGACGAAGUGGAUAGCCAAGUCAUGGUUGAUUUCGCAGAGGCCUUUGCUGCAACACAGUCAAGCGGGUGGCAGCCCGAGAUCGAAUCUCUUAUUGGAAAGGAUUUGGGAGGAUCAAGCUCAUCUGAAGAGGAGAGCUGUUCAGCUGCCUGUUGUGCAGGCGAAUACAUCUACAAUGACAAUUACGUUGACAAGACGAGGAACGAAAACUAUAUCGCGAGUUUGAUGCCUGGCCCUGAUGAGCCCAAUGACGAACCAUCGGUAGCCAUCUACCCCCGUUCUUUGAAGGAGAUUACGGCUUCCAAGAAUUCUCUGACGAAUGAUGACUUGGUCAUCAUGUCGUAUCGAGUCUUUGGCUUUGUCUUGCGAAGCCGCAAAUGGGCAAAACUCGAUCUCAAGUAUUUGAGUCCUGUCAGCGAGGGCUCUAAAGAACAGACGGCUUUUGACCAACUGGUGCUUCCCAAGCAGCAUAAGGAUAUAGUCUACUGUUUAGUUGACCAACACUUUCGAAAUAAGGAGGCCCGAGUUAGUGACAAUGAAGAAGUCGACAUUAUUCGAGGAAAAGGAAAGGGUCUCAUUCUUCUUCUACACGGCUCCCCUGGAGUGGGUAAGACGACUACUGCAGAGGGUGUGGCUGAGCGUUUCAACAAGCCUUUGUUCCAAAUCACAUGUGGUGAUCUUGGUGCUACUGCUAGUGAAGUAGAAGCAGCCCUGGAGAGAAACUUUAGUCUUGCCAAUAGAUGGGGAUGCAUUCUUCUCCUAGACGAAGCAGAUGUUUUCCUUGCCCAGCGCUCUCCAAAGAACUUUGUUCGAAAUGGACUCGUUGCAGUUUUUCUCCGAGUCUUGGAAUACUACGCCGGUAUCCUCUUCCUCACCACGAAUCGAAUCGGCGACUUCGACGAAGCCUUUACAUCCCGAAUACACAUCAGCCUCUACUACCCACCCCUCGACAAAACAUCCACACGCGAAAUCUUCCGCCUCAACCUACGCAUCAUCAAAAAACGCUUCGAAGACAAAGGCCGCAUCAUCAACAUCAACGAAAAGGACAUCCUCAAAUACGCCACCGCAUACUGGAAGAAGCACGAAAACAUGCGUUGGAACGGCCGCCAAAUCCGAAACGCUUGCCAAACCGCCCUGGCCAUGGCAGAAUUCGACGCCCAAACUGCUUCUGGAGGUGGUGAUGCUCAUGCCACGCAGGUGGAACUGACGCAUCAUCAUGUUCAGAUUGUUUCGGAUGCGUAUCUUGAGUUUAUGCGCUAUCUUAAGAGUAUAUAUGGGUUCAGUGCGGACGAAGUCGCCAAGAAUAUGAGACUCCGAGCGAAACAUCCCAAGGCGGCUAAGAAGGAUGAAGACGAUGAUGAUGAUACGACUGACACGAGUGAUGAUGAGGCCAUCUAUGGUCCUACCAAAGGAACUCAGCCAGCUAUACCUCCUUCAGCAAUUAGCGGUAUGGUUCCACCGAUGACUGGAAUGCCUCCCAUGAUGGCCGGUGCAGUCCCGAAUACAGGCCAUAUCCCCGUCUCCACGGGAAUCGCAACACCUUCUUCAACCGCCGAAUCAGCAGCACCUCCUAAUAUGAUGCCGGCUCAAGGCUCAUACAUUAUGGCCAAUGGUCCACAGGGCAUGUAUUGGAUGCCCCAACAAUUUGCACAGGGCCAGAGUCAUCCCCAGCAAGCCUUCAUGAUGGGUAACCAACAGGCGAUGUUCAAUCCUGGACAACAGAUGUCUGGUCAGAAUUGGCCCAAUGGGAAUGGGAACGGGGCCUGGCCAAUGAUGCAGAACAUGAUGCCUUCUCAGGCUGUGGGGAGAAGUAACGAGGGGGCCUCUCCAGUAGCACAAUCGUAG